AUAAUCAACCCCAUCUCCCAGUUGCUCCAUCAACCCCAUCUCCUUGCUGCUCUUUCAACAAAAAACAAAACAAAAAGUGAUUGAAUCAAAAGUUGGGAAAUGAAUGAAAGCAUAUUAAAAGAAAAGAUGAAGAAGAAGAAUAAAUUAAAGUGAUGAGUACUAACUCAACGAAGGGAAAGAAGAAGUUGGACAUCCAUAAAAAACCAACCAUACAAAGAUCUCUAGUGUCUGAAAAGGUUCUAUUGUCACUUACUAGAGAUUGCAAAUGGUUGCACUCGAUGAUAGCAUCCCGAUCUAGUGAUGAUCCCAUUGUUAUUACACUAGAUGCUUCUAUGUUCCAUUAUGAAUCUGAUGAUAGUCAUGCACUUCUUACUAUUGAGGAUAUCAGUCAGUUUCUGUCUGGUGCAAUGAUUAACAUUUCCAUUAUUCAAGUAUUUGUAAUAGAAAUGCAAGAUUAUCUACAGGGUCUGGAUACAUUUGCACAGAUUGGAUGGAUGUGUCCUGAAUCAAUUUCUUCAACAGCAUGUGAAAAUAACCCUGAAGAUGUGAAAGUUUACAUAAAUCGAGCAAUCACUGAAUGCCAGAAUGCCGACAUAGAUAUUCUUGUUGCUCCUUAUUAUGAAAGUCAUCACUGGGUGUUGCUUGUGAUUUGGAUCUCACGUGGCAUGAUCUUUAUGUAUGAUUCUCUUCGAACUAGCCCGAUGCGUCAUUUAUUAAUCAUGUCAUUGUUCAGCAGUGUUUUUCGAAAUAUUUGUGCCCAUGGAAGUGAAAAGGUGAAAAAGAUCAUUUGGAAACAGAUGAAGUGCGCAAAACAAACGGGCGGCUUGGAGUGUGGAUAUUAUAUGAUGAGAUUCAUUUAUGAUCUGAGUAGAAGUAUCAAUGAAGGUCAAGAUUUAGAGCAGGUGUACAAAAGCACCUUACGAGAUGAGGCGCUUUCAAUGACAGAAAUUGAUGAAAUUCGUGAUAGAUGGGCGAUAUAUGUUUGUGACAAUUUGUUGUAAACUCUAUAUUAGAUCGAAAAUGUAUUAACGAUAUAACUUUUAGUUAACUUUUUUUUGUUAUGUGAUAUUUGGAUUGAUUUGGAUUGAUAUUUGGAUUGAUAUUUGGAUUGAUAUUUUGAUU
Molecule: messenger RNA, 1122 nt
Organism: Cuscuta epithymum
Lineage: Eukaryota; Viridiplantae; Streptophyta; Magnoliopsida; Solanales; Convolvulaceae
Source: the annotation of a GenBank genome assembly